AUGAGCGCCAACAUUGAGAACUUCAAGGACUCGGCGAAGCUGACCUGCAUCACCUGCCACGCUUUCAACAGGGAUCGCACCCUCAUUGCCAUCUGCCCCAACAACAACGAGGUCCAUAUCUACCAGAAGCAAGGCGCCGAGUGGGUCAAGAACGCUGUGCUGGUCGAGCACGAUCAAGCGGUGACGGGCAUCGACUGGGGCCACAAGGAGAACAGAAUCGUGACCUGCUCGCAGGAUCGUAACGCCUACGUGUGGUCGCUCGGCGCUGAUGGCAAGUGGAAGCCCACCCUGGUGCUCCUCCGCAUCACCCGCGCCGCCACCCACGUCAAGUGGAGCCCCAAUGAGGAAAAGUUCGCUGUGGCGACUGGAGCCAAAUGCGUGUCGGUGUGCUACUUCGAGGAGGCCAACGACUGGUGGGUGUCGAAGCACAUCAAGCUCCACAAGUCGACGGUGCUGAACGUCGCCUGGCACCCGAACAACAUCUUCCUGGCCACCGCCGCGUCGGACUUCAAGGCCCGCAUCUUCUCCGCCUUCAUCAAGGGCGUGGACAAGAGGCCCGAGAACACGCCGUUCGGCGACAAGCUCCCCUUCGGCGAGAUGCUGGCCGAGUACUCGUGCGGCGGUUGGGUGCACGGUGUGUCGUGGUCGCCCUCGGGCGAGUGGCUCAGCUUCGUGAGCCACGACUCGGCGAUUUCGUUCGUCAACAUCUCCACCGGCAGGGAGGCCGUGCCCCAGCGCCUCUCCCUCAGCGGUCUGCCCUACCGCGUGCUCGCCUUCCUCAACCCCACCGACAUCAUUGCCGCCGGCUAUGACUGCAACCCGGCGCUGUUCCGCCUCAGCGGCCAGACCUGGGCGUUCGUGAAGAACGUGGAUGAGAGCUCAGCGGCUGCACGAGCUGCUCCUGGCGCGGCUCAGUCGGCCAUGAACAUGUGGCAGAAGAAGGCUGACCUGGGCACCACCAGCAACGAGACUCAGCUGGAGACCAAGCACCAGAACGCCAUCUCUGGCCUCACCGCUCUCGCCCCCAACCAGUUCUCCACCACCGCUGUCGAUGGCAAGCUCAUCAUCUGGACCGUCAGGGCCUAA
Acanthamoeba castellanii str. Neff is the source of this 1086-nucleotide messenger RNA. Its product is annotated as actin related protein 2/3 complex, 41 kDa subunit. Gene Ontology annotation, biological process: Arp2/3 complex-mediated actin nucleation. Gene Ontology annotation, cellular component: actin cytoskeleton; Arp2/3 protein complex. The coding region runs from base 1 to 1086 and encodes 361 amino acids. The record is from RefSeq and is a predicted model, not a curated record. Gene Ontology annotation, molecular function: actin filament binding. The transcript is spliced from 5 exons. NCBI's taxonomy places the organism in Eukaryota, Discosea, Longamoebia, Acanthamoebidae.